AAGAGUGGGAGUGAUUUACUCAUUGCAAUACCAACCAAAAUCACAAUGUCUAAACUUUUUUGUGCAACUCUUCUAAUAUUUGUUACAGCUUUUCUAAUUCAAAAUGCAUCAGCUGGUGGAGAAGGAUCACUUUAUGCUGAACAAUGCAAAGGUGCGUGUGACUAUCGUUGUUCAGAGACUGAAUAUAAGGAAGGAUGUCUAACAUACUGCAACAUGUGUUGUAGAAAAUGUUUGUGUGUGCCAUCUGGAACAAGUGGCCAUAAGGAAGAAUGUCCAUGUUAUAACGGAGGACCCAAUUGCCCUUAAUUUUUUUUUCUUUUUCAUGUUUAAACUAUUAGUAAUGCAUAGAUCCUAGUCAAUGCAUUUAUGUUUUACUUGUUUAUUAAUAAAAGGAUUAUUUCAAUUGA
Vicia villosa (hairy vetch) is the source of this 407-nucleotide messenger RNA. Its product is annotated as gibberellin-regulated protein 12-like. The transcript has 3 exons. Bases 46 to 306 code for a protein of 86 amino acids. Lineage: Eukaryota; Viridiplantae; Streptophyta; Magnoliopsida; Fabales; Fabaceae. The record is from RefSeq and is a predicted model, not a curated record.